GUCUGGCUCGACAGCGGGCAUCGGGUAACCAGGCAUCAGGUCAUUUGGCUCGACAGCGGGCACCGCGUCAUCUGGCAAGGCAGUGGACACCGAGUCACCAGGCACGACAGUGGGCUCUGAGUCAAUUGGCAGGACAGCGGGCACUGGGUCAUCAGGCAUGACAGCGGGCACUGGGUCAUCAGGCAUUGGAUCGUCUGGCUCCACAGCGGGCAUCGGGUCACCAGGCGUGAUAGGAUCAUCAGUAGAGAUGAGCGAAUUAUUCAAAAAUUCGAUUUGGCUGAUUCGGCGAAUUCGCGGAAUAAAUUCGAUUCGAGUCGAAUAUAUUCGCUGCGAA
Staurois parvus is the source of this 334-nucleotide messenger RNA. NCBI's taxonomy places the organism in Eukaryota, Metazoa, Chordata, Amphibia, Anura, Ranidae. The record is from the annotation of a GenBank genome assembly.